AUGGUAGUCUUUUUUAAGUAUAAUUUAAUAUUUAACCCAUUAUUAAUAUACUCCUGUUUUUUAAAAGUUGGUUUUGGAACACAAUCUUUUGGGUUCGGUAGUACUCCUGCUACAACUGCAUCAUCAUUAUUUGGAACUCCAGCUCCACAGACCGCUGGUUUUGGAACGUCUGCAGGUUUUGGUACGCCCGCACAAUCUGGAUUUGGGUCUACCUCAACCAGCACAAGUACUUUUAGUACUCCCGGAACAACUUUUGGAUUUGGAUCCGGAGGGACGUUUGGAACAACAACAAUAGCAUCUACAGGCUUUGGUGCUCAAAGUGCUCCAGCUACGACCAGUACUAUUGGGGGCUUUGGAAAUUUCAGUGGUUUUGGCACAACAGCUACUACGUCUGCACCGAGUUUAUUCGGUGGAUUUGGCACUUCAAGCACACCUUCCACGGGAUUCGGAACUUGCACUGGAUUUGGUGGUUUUGGAGCCAAACCUACUACAACAACCACUGCUUCAAGUUUUGGUGGAUUUGGUACUGGAACUGGUUUCGGUGGAUUUGGCGGGGGCUUAGCCCUUUCACAACAGCAGCCACAGCAGCAACAACAACAGCAAACUGCCAAUGCCAUUACAGAAGCACUCUACAAUGCAGUAUUCAAUUGUCAAUUGUUCAAUGACGAGAGAGACAACACCAUCGCCAGGUGGAAUCUUAUUCAAGCAUUGUGGGGUACAGGGAAAGCAUAUUAUUCUACGAACGCACCACCAAUUGAUUUAAACCAGGAGAAUCCAUUGUGUAGAUUUAAAGCAAUUGGUUAUAGUCGAAUGCCAGACGCGGAUAACAAUGAAGGUUUCGUAGUUCUCUGUUUCAACAAGAAAGAACAGGAAGUGAAAGAUGGAAGACAGCAGUUAAUAGGGUCUUUAAAUUCGAUUUUAGGCAACAAACCAAAUCUCACUGUGGUUGUUGAUACAAUCAAAUCAACUGGCGAGAACAGGUGCCAAGCCACAAUUUUCGUUUCAGAAAAAGGAGCCACUGGUACUUCUAGGAAAAUUCUCGCUAACGAGUUGUUUACUUAUCUCACCCAAGCAAUGCAGAAACAGCAACUUACGCAAAUGGGCGUAGAAAAUGUUUAUCCGUUAGUUAAAUUGGAACCCUCGCAGUUGAAGGAAUAUCUUGACAGUCCACCGUGUUCGAUCGAUCCUCGCUUGUGGAAACAAGCACAGUUAGACAAUCCCAAUCCAGAUAUGUAUAUACCUGUGCCAAUGAUAGGGUUCCAUCAAGUAAAACAUAGAUUAAAAUGUCAGGAGGAAGAAACCGCAAGACAUCGAGCGUUUCUUGAUAUGGCAGCGGAGAGAAUACAGGGUUUGCAAAGGCAGCAUACAGCUACUCAAGCGAAAUUGAAAGAGCAUCGUCGAACGCUUUUGGAACUACAACACAGAGUGCUUCAGGUAUUGGUCCGGCAAGAAGUUACCAGAAAAGUUGGUCUUUCUUUGCAACCUGAAGAAGAAGUCUUAACUAAUAGGUUUGAAGCAAUGCACUCCCAAAUUAGUGCACCGACACAAUACAAAGGCAGAAUUAGCGAAAUGUUGUCGCAGUUACGAAUGAGGAGACACGUUGAUACACAUAAUCAGGAACGAUAUGCUAUGGAUCCUAUCGCACAAGAUGAUAUAAAGACUUCACUUACUCGUCACAAAAGUAAUGAAGGCAAUAAGAAAACACUCAAAAUUAGAAAAUCAAUUAUAUGGAGGCAACCUUUGCGAGAGGAAGACUGCUACUUCUGUAUGACUGAUCUUAAUGGAAUAAAUAGAAAAAAUAAAGGUAGUGUCAAAUAUGCUGAUGUGUCUAGCGUCACAAAACCAGUGGAAGAUAACGAUACUUCAAAAACCUUCAGGAAAUUUGACGAAAGUAUUCUGAAAAAUGAUAAAUAUGAUGAUUAUGACGAAGAUGGUAUUGAGUAUGAUGACGAUGAAUACAACGAUGAAGAUGAAGAACAGUAA
Molecule: messenger RNA, 1983 nt
Organism: Belonocnema kinseyi
Lineage: Eukaryota; Metazoa; Arthropoda; Insecta; Hymenoptera; Cynipidae
Gene: Nup54
Product: probable nucleoporin Nup54
Exons: 5
Coding region: 1-1983 (660 amino acids)
Biological process (GO): nuclear pore organization; NLS-bearing protein import into nucleus; protein localization to nuclear inner membrane
Cellular component (GO): nuclear pore central transport channel; nuclear pore
Molecular function (GO): structural constituent of nuclear pore
Source: RefSeq, a predicted model, not a curated record